Molecule: messenger RNA, 318 nt
Organism: Plasmopara halstedii
Lineage: Eukaryota; Oomycota; Peronosporomycetes; Peronosporales; Peronosporaceae
Exons: 3
Coding region: 1-318 (105 amino acids)
Source: RefSeq, a predicted model, not a curated record
AUGGAAGCCGACAAUUUCAAUACCGAAGCGGUUUUUCGACUAUCGAAUGGAUUUGAAGCUCUGAAAGAAGAGAGGGAGAGUAACUCCACCGAGAGUCUUAUUGCAAUUGUGAAACAAGAUAUUCUAGAAGAGGAGCCACAGAGUGUAUUGAAUGCCCCUCUCUCACCCUCCAUUCCAAUUGCUACAAGAACAAUUCCUGUUCUACCGACGGAGCUUCCAAAUCCUAAGGUCACCACUGCAUUGCCGGAAACCGUCACUACAUCACUAGAAGACGCCGGGGUAUCUGCCGAGGCCUCAAUUCCUGUAAAAAUGUUCUAG